Pocillopora meandrina is the source of this 226-nucleotide messenger RNA. Lineage: Eukaryota; Metazoa; Cnidaria; Anthozoa; Scleractinia; Pocilloporidae. The record is from the annotation of a GenBank genome assembly.
AUGAGCAGGAUGACUAAUUUUAUACUUCUGAGUUUCACCAUUCUUCAGAAAGUGGAUGAUAUUUUGUCAUCAAAAGGUUAGUAAGGUGUAAAAACAUAUGUAACUGGUUAUAUUGAAGAGGUGUCAGUUUAAUACAUACAUCUUUAAUUUAUAACCCUUUACAGGAAAUCCCAAGAGCUGCCAGACUGUUAUCGCGAGAGCUGCCAGACUUUGGAGGAAUAAUUAA